Molecule: messenger RNA, 1987 nt
Organism: Hemicordylus capensis (graceful crag lizard)
Lineage: Eukaryota; Metazoa; Chordata; Lepidosauria; Squamata; Cordylidae
Gene: KCTD13
Product: potassium channel tetramerization domain containing 13
Exons: 7
Coding region: 139-1152 (337 amino acids)
Biological process (GO): negative regulation of Rho protein signal transduction; protein ubiquitination; protein homooligomerization
Cellular component (GO): Cul3-RING ubiquitin ligase complex
Molecular function (GO): ubiquitin-protein transferase activity; protein binding
Source: RefSeq, a predicted model, not a curated record
AGCCUGUCAUUUGUUCACCCCUCGGCCAAUGACACGGCGGGAGGGCGGGCUUGCUUCUGUCGUCUUCUACUUUCUCCCCUCGCUCUCCUCCUCCGUCAGGCGCGGUUGGGACGACGGCGAUCGCGGCGCCCGGUGGCAAUGUCAGCUGAGGCCACGGCAGACCCGGCCCUACCUGCUGACAACUGUGCCCCGCUUGUCCCAAUCCAGCAGCGCCGGGAUGGUGGCGGAGGGGUCACUGGUGUGACCUUUGACCUCAAACCCCUGAACCCCAGCAGCAAGUAUGUGAAGCUGAACGUGGGAGGCUCUCUGCAUUACACCACAGUGCAGACCCUCACCAAACAGGACACCAUGCUCAAGGCUAUGUUCAGUGGCAGGAUGGAGGUGCUGACGGAUAGCGAAGGUUGGAUCUUGAUUGACCGAAGUGGCCGCCAUUUUGGAACCAUCCUAAACUACUUGAGAGAUGGCUCUGUGUCCCUUCCCGAGUCCCAGCGGGAGCUGGAGGAAGUGCUCUCUGAGGCCCGCUACUACUUGAUCCAAGGCUUAGCUGAGGACUGUCAGCUUGCACUACAGCAAAAGAGUGAAGCCUAUGACCCUCUUUGCCACAUCCCCAUGGUGACCUCUCCCAAGGAGGAGCAGCAGAUCAUCUCAAGCUGUUCCAAGCCUGUAGUGAAAUUGCUGCAUAAUAGAAGUAACAACAAGUAUUCAUAUACAAGUAACUCAGAUGACAACUUGCUGAAGAAUAUUGAACUAUUUGACAAACUGGCCCUACGGUUCAAUGGGCGCGUGCUCUUCAUCAAAGAUGUCCUUGGGGACGAGAUCUGCUGCUGGUCGUUUUAUGGGCAGGGCCGCAAAAUUGCAGAAGUCUGCUGCACCUCCAUUGUAUAUGCCACUGAGAAGAAACAGACCAAGGUGGAGUUCCCAGAGGCACGGAUCUUUGAGGAGACCCUGAACAUCCUCAUCUAUGAGACGCCACGGGUGCCAGACAAGGCCCUCCUGGAGGCCACAGGGGGAGUGGCUGGUGGGGGUGGAGGCCCCCUCCGUGCAGGUGAUGAUGAAGAUGGGCGGGAGCACCGUGUCCGACGCAUUCAUGUCCGUAGACACAUUAUGCAUGAUGAACGCCCUCAUGGCCACCAGGCUGUCUUCAAAGACUGAUCCUGCCUCCCUUCCAGCAUCCUUGUUACUCCGCCCAUUCAGUGCCAAAGGGAGACCUGCUUCCUCCUUUUGACCUUCACCCCAAGGUCUUCUCAAGGGUGUCUGCACCCUUGCUAACCCAUACCUCUCUCCUCUUUGGCCUUUUCUGCCCUUUUCCUCUUCAUUGACUUUAUAACCUUCCUUAUUGUGACUAUUGACACCUUGACCCACCCUGCAUUGUAUUUGCAUGCUCUUUCCAAGUAUUGAUUUUCCUUAAUAUUUGAGUCUUAAUCCUAACUGCCUGAUCUUCUACUACUUCUCCUCUGGUUCUCAACUUGCCUCCUAAUUCUCAAGACACUACACAUACCUGGAUGGUGAUCCUUUAUUCACAACAUUUUUGACACAGAAUAUCCUCCUAAAACCACCAAACUUUUCCUCAGUUGAGGAUCCAUGGAAGAACAGUAAUACAAAAAUAUCUGUUUUGAAUAUUUGUGUUCAAAGAAUGUUAACGAAAGGAAGACUACAUUCUGUCUCCGUUUAAUAUUGGACCUUUUGGAGACAUCCAUUGUGGCACUUCUGUAUUGACCUUGUCCAUUUUCUCGGUUGAGUCAAGGACAAGUUGCUUCCUAGAUAAGGGUGUAUCAGAUUUAUUGAUAUAGACUCUGAUUUCACCCAUUUAAAGCCUUCUGUGACUUUUGCCCUUCACCUCCUGUUGAUUAUUUUUAAUUCCCCCAUCCCUUUGUUUUGUUUACCUGAUUUUUCUGUUCACCUGGCUUUAAUGUAUCUUGUGUUGCUUGUGUGGAAGAAACCAUCUGGAUAUAAGAGAACCGAACUAAAACUGUUCUAGGUGAAGCUA